AUGAUUGUGGCCUCAUCAAGGGAUUGCUCAUCCAUGAUUGUGGACUCACCAAAGGAUGCCUCACUGAUGAUUGUGGACUCACCAAAGGAUGCCUCACCAAUGAUUGUGGCCUCACCAAUGGAUGCCUCACCAAUGAUUGUGGCCUCACCAAAGGAUGCCUCACCAAUGAUUGUGGCCUCACCAAUGGAUGCCUCACCAAUAAUUGUGGCCUCACCAAUGAUUGUGGCCUCACCAAAGGAUGCCUCAUCAAUGAUUCUGGCCUCACCAAAGGAUGCCUCACUAAUGAUUGUGGCCUCACCAAAGGAUGCCUCACCAAUGAUUGUGGCCUCACCAAAGGAUGCCUCACUAAUGAUUGUUGCCUCACCAAAGGAUGCCUCACCAAUGAUUGUGGCCUCACCAAUGAUUGUGGCCUCACCAAAGGAUGCCUCAUCAAUGAUUCUGGCCUCACCAAAGGAUGCCUCACUAAUGAUUGUGGCCUUACCAAAGGAUGCCUCAUCAAUGAUUGUGGCCUCACCAAAGGAUGCCUCAUCAAUGAUUCUGGCCUCACCAAAGGAUGCCUCAUCAAUGAUUCUGGCCUCACCAAAGGAUGCCUCAUCAAUGAUUGUGGCCUCACCAAAUGAUGCCUCACCAAUGAUUCUGGCCUCACCAAGGGAUGCCUCAUCAAUGAUUGUGGCCUUACCAAAGGAUGCCUCAUCAAUGAUUGUGGCCUUACCAAGGGAUGCCUCAUCAAUGAUUGUGGCCUUACCAAAGGAUGCCUCAUCAAUGAUUGUGGCCUUACCAAAGGAUGCCUCAUCAAUGAUUGUGGCCUCACCAAAGGAUGCCUCACUAAUGAUUGUUGCCUCACCAAAGGAUGCCUCACCAAUGAUUGUGGCCUCACCAAAGGAUGCCUCAUCAAUGAUUCUGGCCUCACCAAAGGAUGCCUCACUAAUGAUUGUGGCCUUACCAAAGGAUGCCUCACUAAUGAUUGUUGCCUCACCAAAUGAUGCCUCACCAAUGAUUCUGGCCUCACCAAUGAUUCUGGCCUCAUCAAUGAUUCUGGCCUCACCAAAGGAUGCCUCACUAAUGAUUGUGGCCUCACCAAAGGAUGCCUCAUCAAUGAUUCUGGCCUCACCAAAGGAUGCCUCAUCAAUGAUUGUGGCCUCACCAAAGGAUGCCUCACUAAUGAUUGUGGCCUCACCAAAGGAUGCCUCAUCAAUGAUUCUGGCCUCACCAAAGGAUGCCUCAUCAAUGAUUCUGGCCUCACCAAAUGAUGCCUCACCAAUGAUUCUGGCCUCACCAGUGAUUCUGGCCUCACCAAAGGAUGCCUCACCAAUGAUUGUGGCCUCACCAAAGGAUGCCUCACCAAUGAUUGUGGCCUCACAGAUUAACUAUAGCUAA
This is a messenger RNA of Haliotis rufescens (red abalone), 1377 nucleotides long. RefSeq names its product calphotin-like. Gene Ontology annotation, cellular component: microtubule. Gene Ontology annotation, biological process: microtubule cytoskeleton organization. Lineage: Eukaryota; Metazoa; Mollusca; Gastropoda; Lepetellida; Haliotidae. The record is from RefSeq and is a predicted model, not a curated record. The transcript has a single exon. Bases 1 to 1377 code for a protein of 458 amino acids. Gene Ontology annotation, molecular function: calmodulin binding; microtubule binding.